Messenger RNA from Neodiprion fabricii, 2768 nucleotides. RefSeq names its product odorant receptor Or1-like. Gene Ontology annotation, molecular function: olfactory receptor activity; odorant binding. NCBI's taxonomy places the organism in Eukaryota, Metazoa, Arthropoda, Insecta, Hymenoptera, Diprionidae. Bases 527 to 2455 code for a protein of 642 amino acids. The transcript has 10 exons. Gene Ontology annotation, cellular component: plasma membrane. The record is from RefSeq and is a predicted model, not a curated record. Gene Ontology annotation, biological process: detection of chemical stimulus involved in sensory perception of smell; sensory perception of smell.
CGUUGGCUCUUCGCGAUGAGAGCAUCAGGUUUCCGUUCAUGCGAGAGGUCAGGUUUUUUCGUCGUCACUGACUCUCGCUGAAAGCGGGUAAUUCAAACGGCGCAUAGAAGUUUUCCUACAUAGUCAUGAUUUAUUUGGGGCUCGAGUAAGUGAUGAUGUAUUAUUCGUUUCUUUUACAACCGUUUGAAAAACUUUCGUCAAACAAAUCCCCUGAUUACACCCUUAAGUUCAGCCUCGGUUCGAUUGAUAGUUAUGAAAGCUAUAAAAGCGGCAAAGUUGCCCAGCCAUGGAAGUAGAAAUCUAUUCGACGAUAAUACGUCGCUCAUUUCGUAAUAAAUUAAACAUAUUCUUAUCGUGUUGAACUUUGGCUUCAAUAAUUCAGCGGGUGUUGAUUCUUCCCCUGUAUAAUAAUCAUGCCUCCAAACUCCGGCGAUUUAUUUCGCCACUCGAACAGUCGCUGGGAUUCAAUCCGCAAAAUAAAUUUCACCGACAAGUUCAUAUCACAAAAGCAACGUUCGUCAAGGUCAUGCAUUGUUGCGAGUCCAGACUCAGAGGGUACCUCGAAAAGAGAUGGGGACAAGUUUCCGCUUUUUACAAUUUCGAAUUUCUCGUAAGAAAUCUGAAGCUUUGCGGAUCUUGGCCGCCAAUCAAUGCCGGAAAAAGGGCAUACAUGACGUGGAGUGUGAUCGUAACGAGCCUCACCCUCGGUCACUUGCUCUUUGUGCAAACCGCUUUCGUCGUCGCGGAUUGGAAGGUAACGGGGGAAAUGGCGUCGGCGGUUUCCCUCCUGAUAAACAAUUACGUCCACGCCUGGAAGGUGUACGUAAUAUUUCGCUACCGGAAGCGGAUUCAGCGACUGCUGGACGAUGCCGAAGCGAAAAACGUCGCCCUCGGCGAAAUGGAGCUGGUUAAAAAUCUCCAGUAUCAAAUGUCCUGGACCUCGUUCACGUACUACGGUAACUUCCAGCUGAUGGGAUUAGUGGCUUGCAGUUUUUGGACCCUGUCGUCGGCUGUUCGCAGCCUGAAAGCUGAAACCGACAGAGUUCUUCCUCUGAACGGGUGGUAUCCCCACGACGCUUUCGCCUCGCCCUUCUACGAGAUCACCUUCGUCUACCAGGUUGUGACCGUGAUGAUGUGCUGCGUUCAGAACGUAUCGAUGGACGGAAUGAUCGUUGGUUUCAUGGGCGUGAUUUGCUGCAAAUUUAAGAUGCUUAAAAUCAGAAUAAUCGAGAUUGGACGAUCGGUCGCCGGAUCUCAACUAAGCGAAUCGCUAAUCAACCGCGUGUACGUCGAAAACAAGCUCCGCCAAAAGCUCGUGCUCUGCAUCGAGGACCAUAUUGCCAUUUUUGAAUACGCCAAGGAGUUUGAAGACAUAUUCAAGUACGCAAUUUUUCUUCAAUUCUUGGAGAACUCUUUGGUCAUCUGUACGGCCGCCUUCGCGGUCUCCCAGACCGGUCGGUUGAACAGCUUUUCAACGAUAUUCGGAAACUUGAUGUACAUGAUGGCGAUCAUUUACCAACUCUUCAUGUACUGCUACUUCGGAAACGAGAUUGCGGUUCAGGUGUUCAAUAUCAUUCGUCGACAAGUGAGAAUCGGAAAACUACUGGAGAUCCUCAAAAGUGACACGUUUUGUCGACACAAUUUUCGCUACGAAGACCUGCUGAGCUCGUUCGCGUUGAAAGGUAUCCUCCACCAUGUCGCUUAUCAGAGUUUCGGUGCAGCGGCCGUUUUUUGUUGGGGUUUUACCCCGAUCGCCAACAUAAUCGCGGGCAAUAAUCGCCGGCUACCAAUGGACGGCUGGUACCCUUACAACGUGACCCUUACACCAGCCUUCGAAAUCACCUGCGUGCAUCAGACGGUUGCCGUGGUUUUUGCCUGCUUCCACAACGUGGCGAUGGACACUUUGGUAGCCGGUUUGAUCACCGUCGCUUGUUGCCAGCUCGAAAUAUUGAAAAGCAAUCUUCGCCAGAUCGGAAUUCGGAAAUCAUGCCACGACGAUGAGUUGAGGAAUUGCAUCCAGCACCACAAAGCGAUUAUCGAUUUCACGAAAGAAGUCGAGGCGAUAUUUAACGGCACAAUAAUCCUUCAAUUCUGCGUCAACUGUAUUAUCAUUUGCCUGACCGCGUUUCACAUUACUAAGCUGAAAGUUUUCAUACCGGCUGAAUUCGUCGGCAUGACGAUGUACAUGUGCUGUAUGAUCUAUCAAAUAUUUAUCUACUGCUGGCACGGAAACGAAAUCUUUGAACAAAGCCAAAGCGUCGUCGUUGCGGCCUACGAAGGAAAUUGGUGGAAUUACGGGAAACGUUUUAAUCGAGAUUUGCAGUUACUCAUGUUGCGUGCUAAUCGCCCGCUCACGUUGAAAGCUGGAAAUCUGUUAAUUCUGUCGCUGGAAACUUUUGUCAGUAUUCUCAGAUUGUCUUACUCGUUGUUCACGGUACUGCAGAGUUCAACUUAAAUGUCGGUAGCCGAUCUAUUCGCGUUUAGAAGAAGCGUGGUUAACUAAUCUUGAGAAAUUUGAACCACCGAUUAGAAAUGAAACGCUACGUUACUGAUAUCGCGGUAAUUCGUUGGUCAUAAAAAGUAAAAGUAUAUAGUUUAUCCAAGUAGAAUAAUAUUAAAUUAACAUUACAUGCUUGUUGAUUUCUCUGUACACGUGGCUGCCGCAUAAAAAAUAUAUUCUUACUGUAUCGUAUAAUGGAAGUAUAAAAAUUACAGUUCUAUAUUACGUGUAUAACAUGUAUAAAUUGCGCUUCAAUAACUCAACCGAU